This is a messenger RNA of Aspergillus mulundensis, 4230 nucleotides long. Its product is annotated as putative jumonji family transcription factor. The record is from RefSeq and is a predicted model, not a curated record. The coding region runs from base 1 to 4230 and encodes 1409 amino acids. Lineage: Eukaryota; Fungi; Ascomycota; Eurotiomycetes; Eurotiales; Aspergillaceae. Gene Ontology annotation, molecular function: histone H3K9 demethylase activity; histone H3K36 demethylase activity. Gene Ontology annotation, biological process: chromatin remodeling. The transcript has 5 exons. Gene Ontology annotation, cellular component: nucleus.
AUGGCUGCGACGGUUGAUCGCCCUCUUUUCGAGCCGAUUGCAGGCGGGCCUGCGACUGAUGCGGCUUCGAUCACGCCCCCUCACAGCGUCAACGGCAAGAAGGAUGGCCCGGAUGGCGCGCCCUCUGAACUCUCCGACCUGGAACUCGAUUCGAAGCCUGCGAGCGCCCAGGAAGCUAUACCGGAGGAAGAGGAAGAGGAGAUUGAGCCGGAUCAUUAUUAUGGAGGCGGCAAGAUACCCGUUUUCAAGCCCACCAUGGACCAGUUUCGCGAUUUCCAGUCCUUCAUCAAGCGAGUUGAUAAGUAUGGGAUGCGCUCAGGAAUCGUCAAAGUUAUCCCGCCUAAAGAAUGGAGAGAUGCCCUUCCGCCCCUCGACGAAGCAGUCAAGAAGAUCCGUGUGAAGAACCCAAUCAUGCAGGAGUUCCACGGCUCCCACGGAACAUACACUCAGGCCAACAUCGAGAAACAAAGAUCAUACAACUUGCCACAGUGGAAAGGGCUCUGCGAAGAUGGUAGUCAUCAGCCGCCGGCUCGACGGGGAGAAAGGAGAAGAAAGCUAGAGCGCGCUACCCGUGCAGCGCCGGCUCCCAAGCCUCAGACAGCCCGGGCUGAUACUCCGAAGCGGGGGCCUGGACGUCCUCCCAAGCGAUCGAACCAGGCCAAAGUGAAAGAGGAGCCUGUCAAAAUCAAAGAAGAGCCUACCGCGGAUGAGGGUAUGGACAAGAUCAAACCCGAAGGUCCGCCAACGCCGGUUUCUCCAGAAUCCAACCCCGUUGAGACAAAAUCAGAAGCGCUCAGCGAUGGCGAGUCUCUGCCGAAACCGAGAGGACGACAGCCCAAGUCGGUCACUGCGCGAAGAAAGCAAAACAAGGGUGACACGAUCGACCACGUCGAUGAAGAGGCGUACAAAAACUUCGAUUACCGCAUUCAUGACAACGAGGACUAUACCCACGAGCGAUGCGAAGAGCUCGAAACCGCCUACUGGAAGUCUCUCAUGUUCAACAACCCCAUGUAUGGUGCAGACAUGCCGGGUUCCCUCUUUGAUGACAAUACGACAUGUUGGAACGUCGCCAAGUUGCCGAAUCUUCUCGAUGUCAUCGGACAAAAAGUUCCUGGUGUCAACACUGCAUAUCUGUAUCUCGGUAUGUGGAAGGCGACAUUCGCGUGGCACCUGGAGGAUGUGGAUCUGUACAGUAUCAACUACAUCCAUUUUGGUGCUCCCAAACAGUGGUAUAGUAUAUCUCAAGAAGAUGCGCCCCGUUUUGAACAGGCAAUGAAAAGCAUCUGGCCUAGUGAUGCAAAGACCUGUGACCAGUUCCUCCGUCACAAGACUUACCUCGUCUCACCCAGUCUUCUCAAGUCCCAGUACGGCAUCACUGUGAACAGAAUGGUGCAUUAUGAGGGUGAGUUUGUGAUCACAUACCCUUAUGGAUAUCAUUCCGGAUACAACCUUGGGUACAACUGUGCCGAGUCCGUCAACUUUGCAACCGAAAAGUGGCUCGACUAUGGUCGGGUCGCUAAGAAAUGCAACUGCGAGUCCGACAGCGUCUGGAUUGACGUAGACGACAUUGAGCGUAAAUUGCGCGGCGAAUCAACUCCCGAAUACUAUGGCGAAUACGACAGUGACCUGGACGGAUAUGAGGGUGCUUCUGACCUCCUGACCCCUCCGCGUAGUGUGCCAGAAAAAACGUCCAACCGUGGCCGCAAGCGCAAGCAUGAUGGUGAUAUGACCAAGGCCAAGCGCAUGAGGGCGGAUAUGAGUAUCGAGCGAAGAUUACCUUGUCUUUUGUGCCCCAACGAUCUCGACUAUGAAGAUCUGUUGCCGACCGAGGAUGGAAAGUCUCACGCUCAUAGAAGGUGUGCUCUGUACACCGAAGAAACCAGCAUUUUGCGCGAUGAAUCUGGCAAAGAGGUUGUUUGUGAUAUCGACAAGAUUCCGAAGGCUCGGAUGGGACUCAAGUGCCUCUUCUGCCGCGAGGUGCGCGGGGCUUGCUUCCAAUGCAACUUUGGCAAGUGCACGCGGUCUUAUCACGCCACCUGCGCACUCCUAGCCGGAGUACAGGUGGAAGAGGGCUCGAUCACCGUUGUUGCAGACGAUGGAAACCAGUACUCUAUCCCCAGCGUUGAUUUGAAGUGCAAAUACCACCGACAGAAGAAACCGACAUGGAUGGUCACCAGCGAGUCUCCCGACAAUGAUCGUAAGUUGAUGGAGACCGCACGGCGACUUGCUGUUGGCGACCUGUUGCAGUUCCAGGUUGACAAGGAGAUUACUGGAGCGGUCGUCCUUGAGAACCGGCCUGCGGAACGCACUUUGCAGGUCAAGGUGCUCCCGCGAGGGGACGUUAUCGAGUUACCAUAUCGUUGGAUGCUCGUCGUACGAAGGAGCAACUUUGCUCCCGUGGCGGCUGGCAUCAAGCCACUUCCCGCGCAUCUCGCUCGGAAGCCCGAAACUCGGAGGGAAUUGAAUUCUGCGCUGCCGGUGGCAGGAAAUCCGUUUGGCGACGGGCGAUCUCCGUAUCAGUGGGCCGAGUUUGAGACGGUGGACAGCACUAACCGUCCUGCAGCCCCACCAGCGGUGCAGGUCAACCUGGACAAGAUGGAACAGAUCUGGUAUUAUUUGGGCCAGUCAUCGACCGAGUGUAGGGCUCAAUAUACACACAACCCUAGCGUGUCCGUCCACAACCCGCGGUCGAAUUUCCUAGACAGCGUCAAGUCCCUUGGCGCCGUGAUGGCCCGACUCCCCUCCUACCCCCACCACCGUCUGCCUUCCUAUGUUUUGACUGCCCCUCCUCCUCACCUCCUUUCUUCUGCCGCCGCAACCACCACCGCCUCCGCUGUCGCUGCUGCUGCUGCUGCCUCCCGCCCUUUGCUGCCGCCGCGCCCUCCUUUUGCUGCUCCUCCUCGCUCUUCCCCCGCCGCUCCGACUUCUGCUGCUGUUGCUGCUUCUGCGAUGCCGUCAGCCUAUCGCUCUCUACCAAAUCAAUCUGCCCGCCAUGCCCCGUACCCGCAUUUCACCAAAGCUCAUCUCCAAUCUCAGCAGCAGCACAGUCAUCAGCAGCAGCAGCAGAACACGAACGGCUCUCUCCCGACCGCUAGCAGCCACCUCCCCGCCAAUAAUUUUGCCAAUGUCCGUGAGCUCAUCGCUCGCCGUCGCCUGGCCCAGAUCACCGACCAUGCCAACGUCUUUGCUGGGUACACCAUCGUCGCUCCAGAAUUGGUCGUAGAGACUCUUCUGGGGCCUAUGGGCUCUGUACCGCCGUCAAAUGGCCUCGAAAAAUUGGAGCUUGCCAUGGCUCAACAGCGUGUCCAGCCUCGUGCGCCCGACGGAACACUCUUGCCGAUGCAACCCUUGAACAUGCGCUCAGAAGAAGUCACCCGGUUAUUACAGAUGCUGCGAUUCUCACUUAUCAGCCACCGCGACCGGUUAGAUGUGCUUCAGAAGAAAGAAUCGGAAACCGUGAAACAAGAGGCGACAAACAAGAUCAAUGGGGCCGCCCCCAAACUACCUCGGAAGUACGCAUAUCUCGAGCUGCAACGUGAGCAGGCUCCCACUGUGUAUCAAUCUCCAUACGAUAUGCCGUCGGGGUUCACCGAGUACGCCCGCACGACGUUUGGUCUCACCCGUCACGAGCCAGAGCUCCCUAAGCCUUCGCUAGCAAACGACUACUUUGCCAGUCUUUCCCCUGAGAACCAGGAAAAGAUCCUCAAGACAUGUGGCAGUUUCGUCCAAAGAGCCAUAGAACGGUCGGCCCCUCAUAGCCGCCAAAGUUCCUCCUCGAAUUUCCGACUCUCGUCAGCGUUGGCCCAACGGACUGAGAACCCAACCAUCGACAUUACAACUGUUGAAGACAUGCCUUUGUCAGGCCUUGACUUUCCGUUGCGGGCGGAUUCGCCGUGCUCCAAUUUUAGCCGGUCGCAGCUCCGAUUCCACUCACCAAACGACUUCACCCACCACGGAACCGAAGUUCACCAUGACCACCACGAUCUAUUCGGUGACCAACAAGCCAAUACCCGGUUCUGGCAACAUGGCCCGUGGGCCGCCGGUGAUGGAAAUACGCCCAACGAAGAGAAUCGACCGUUCUUUGGUCCUCACCACGAACGGCUGAAGCAUGACUAUGCAUCGUCCGAUAUUUCCCUUGGUCGUGGCGGGCCCGGCUCGCUGCACUCUGUUGACAUGGCUGGUUUCGGCCUGGACAACCCCGACGAUCUUGGUGGCGCUCUUAGCCCUUGA